AUAAACAGAAAAAAGAAAAAAGAAAAAGAAAACCAACGCUCAACGUCUCCAAAUCCCAGACCCACACCAGAUUAGCGACUCACCACAAGAUUUUCAUUUCGGGUACCGAAGUGUAUAUAUAUGGACAGGGUCUUCUCAGUCGGGGAAAUCUCAGACCAGUUCUGGUCACUGCCUCCGCCCCCUCCUCCUCCUGCUCAAACCGACGAUUCCUCUAAGAUGAACCGGAGCGAAUCUGAAUGGGCCUUCCAGCGCUUUCUCCAAGAGGCUUCUGUUGUCCCUGUUUCUGCUUCAGCCUCUGACUCCUCGCCGCAGUCUUCUUCAGCUCCUGCUGGGGACAAGAGUGACGUCGUUGAGAUGAAGGACAAUGAUAAAACGACUGCUUCAUCGUCCUUUACCAAUGGGCGAUGUACCACGCCGUUUAAUGUAGCUGCGGCUCUCGGCGCUCCUCCGAAUACUGCGGUGGGUUCCGAGGAGUACCAGGCGUUUUUGAAAAGUAAACUCAAUUUGGCUUGCGCCGCCGUUGCCCUGUCCCGGGCACCUUUUCUGAAACCUCAAGAUUCUCCUGCUAGAGCUGAUAGUGGAUCACAGGCUUCAAAUGCUUCACAAUUAGGAUCUCAUGCUGCUCCUAAAGAGGCUGGAAGUGACUUACCCUGGUCACAAGAUAUGGAUGCCAAUGGACCAGUUGGAAUCGCCUCUUUACCUAGCACACAAAAGAAAUUUGGAGCUACUUUGAAGCCAACAACAAGUGGAUCAUCAAGAGAACAGUCAGAAGAUGAUGAAAAUGAAGGAGAAACUGAAAUAACCAAGGAUAUGGACCCUACUGAUGCAAAACGAGCAAGGAGAAUGCUUUCAAAUAGAGAGUCAGCUAGACGAUCUAGACGAAGAAAACAGGCCCAUUUGACCGAUCUUGAGACACAGGUUUCUCAAUUGAGAGUUGAAAAUGCUUCUCUAUUAAAGCGUCUGUCUAACAUAAGCAAUAAGUACAAUGGGGCAGCUGUUGAUAACAGAGUUUUAAAAGCUGAUGUUGAAACAUUGAGAGCAAAGGUGAAGAUGGCUGAGGAGACAGUCAAAAGGAUUACCGGAUUGAAUCCUUUAAUCCAUGCCUUGCCUGAGAUAUCUACAAUAAGCAUGUCAUCAUUUGAUGGAAGCCCUUCUGAUACAUCAACAGAUGCUGCUGUUCCCGUCAAUGAGGAUCCAAAUCAUCACUUUUAUCAGCCUCCAAAUAACCCUAUGUCCGUUCAUGAGUCAAGAGUCAAUAAUGCUUUGGCAGACAUCUCUUCAGUUGAAAACUUGCAGCCACAUUCUGGAGCAGCGGGACUAGCAGGGAACAUGAAAGGACGAACAGCUUCCUUGCAGCGAGUAGCUAGUUUGGAGCAUUUACAGAAACAGAUCCGCAGGGGUAUAACUCCAGGGCCUCAGUCCAAUGGGGAGCAGAUAUAACAAACAGAAUGGCCUCAAGUGUGAAGGUGGUUAUACUGAAGAAUAUCGUCAAGAAGCAUUCUGUUGCAGUAUGGUUUUCACUUCAACUGUAUGUAAAAGGUUCUGUUGCAGUAUGCCAGCAGCCUGCUUUCGCUAUUGUUUCCAAGGCUGAUGCAUUUCUUAGUACGUUUAGGAGUUGCCAGAACAAGAUAUUUUUAGGUUUCAAGGGAUCAUCACAUUGUCCUAGACUCCUGGGAACCUAAUGAUUUUUUAGGGAUGUUUUUCUGCAAAAUCGCCUGGCUCAAAAGCUGUAUAACACUUAUCAUUUCAGUUAAAUCUGAGAGUAUUUUUGUUCA
Molecule: messenger RNA, 1775 nt
Organism: Manihot esculenta (cassava)
Lineage: Eukaryota; Viridiplantae; Streptophyta; Magnoliopsida; Malpighiales; Euphorbiaceae
Product: light-inducible protein CPRF2
Exons: 6
Coding region: 121-1440 (439 amino acids)
Biological process (GO): regulation of DNA-templated transcription
Molecular function (GO): DNA-binding transcription factor activity
Source: RefSeq, a predicted model, not a curated record